Prosopis cineraria is the source of this 1627-nucleotide messenger RNA. RefSeq lists its product as uncharacterized. The coding region runs from base 1 to 1356 and encodes 451 amino acids. The transcript has 6 exons. Lineage: Eukaryota; Viridiplantae; Streptophyta; Magnoliopsida; Fabales; Fabaceae. The record is from RefSeq and is a predicted model, not a curated record.
AUGGAGCUGGUGUCAGGGUUAAAAGGCUUUAAGACUUCAAUGAGGAAAUGGAUGAUCCUAAGACAAAAGAUUUCUUUAUCGACAAGCUCGACAAAUGAUUAUGAGAGAGGGGUUGGAAGAGGUUUGGUAGCAGGACUGUGGAAGGAUGAUGUGAAAGAGAUUUUGGAAGAGAUGGUUGGACUACUAGAGGAAGAGAAGAGGCUCAAUGAAUUUAAGGAACCCAAUAUGGUGCUUGUUACUCGACGCUUCUCCUGCCUCAGUAGCGGGUCCACUUCUCUUCGUCGUCGAGCAAGCAUUCCACACUUCCUAAGAUGCCGUCCGCCGUUGUCGUUCCUGCGUGGUUGUUCUUGGCCAAGCAGUGAAGAAGGUUCUAACCCUAGGGCUUUUUUCUACGCCCCCACCGACACUGAGUGUAGUACAGAACCAUUGCUGCGGCACAUACAAACGAAGAUAGUUUGGAUUUUCUUGAAGUUGAAAACUAUUGGGUUGCCCAUGGACAACACAUCUGAAUCUUCAUCAACUCGUCCAUGGCUCUGGGUCAUUGAAACCCUAGUGAGUUGUGGGAAAAUAGAAAACUAUACUUUACAAGCCCCUGCCGUGCCCAGUGACUUUGAGAGAAACACAAUAGAAUUGGUUGCUAGGAGAUGUUUGGAGGGCUCGCUUGGUUCUGCAGGUGGAUUGAACUUCGAUGCUCCCUCUAGCCUGGAUUCAAGACUUGGGUUUGCUGUUUCGAGAAGUUGUGAAGAUGUCCUCCAUCAAAUUUUGCAUGAGGUACCAUUGUCAAGUGCUGAUAUAGCUGGAGUAGAGAGUAUAAAACCCGAUGUAUACCCAUUUAUUGACAAAAGGGCUGGCUCUAUUAAAUUGGAACUGGAGCAGCUGAAAGAAUCAGUGAUUGAAGGUACUCAUCCAUGUGCUGAUCGCUUAAAAGAAAGGAGUGAGCUGACACUUCAGAAACAGGAUUAUCCCGUGCCUGCUAAUGAUGGCAAAUGCAAUGAUCUUUCUGAAAAGGAUAAUAGGGAUCACUCAUUUGAUGUGCAUGAUAUGCAAUACUUACAUGAGAAGCAAGUUGAUGUAGAAAAAUGUGAUGACUUCCUAAGAAGUGAAAAGAAAAAUAAAUGCUAUCCACUAUCUAAUAUCGAGUUCAAGAAUGACAAGAGUUGCCAAACUACAUCUUUCCUUGAAGCUAAGGUUGAUAAUGAGCAUCAUAUUGUGCCUGUUCCAGCAAGUAUUGAUGAUCCAGGAAAAGUUCAACGCAAGAGUAGCAAGUCUCAAUCUGAACAGGAUACAGAUAUUCAACAGAAGGAACCUAAUGCUGCAUAUCCUAAUGAAGAGUACGAGAGGAGCUCACAAUCUUAGAGAUUUGAGGGCAUUUUGAAGCUUGUGAGCACUAAAAGUAAGCUUCUUAAGUCCUAACCUUCCCUUCUCUUCUUUUCUAGAGAAUUUUUGAGUUAGGGUUUGUGUUGGAGGAGUGAUUUUUAGACUUUUGAGGCUAUGAGUCUCAACCCAUUGAUUUAAAUAGAGUUAAUGGAAGUCAUUUAUGUUAUUUAGGUUUAUGAUUUUGUACAUUUUUUGUGAUUGAAAUCCAUUAAUAUUCGAAUAUGGCCCAUAAAUGAGGUUGUUGGUGAUA